This is a messenger RNA of Malassezia restricta, 453 nucleotides long. RefSeq lists its product as uncharacterized. The record is from RefSeq and is a predicted model, not a curated record. Bases 1 to 453 code for a protein of 150 amino acids. The transcript has a single exon. NCBI's taxonomy places the organism in Eukaryota, Fungi, Basidiomycota, Malasseziomycetes, Malasseziales, Malasseziaceae.
AUGCUUGACGAGCACUACGUGAAAUGUAUUUACGAAAGAAUGCAUUUCAACAACGCCUGCCAAAGGCAAACCUGCGAUGAUCAGGCUCAGCGACUGCCAGCUGCGACUUUGGUAUUUUUCACAUACGCGGGAAUCCUGCUUCAUGGCCUUCGCCUGCACAAGACUACCAUCAGCACCAUGCAGGCACGAAAUUUCGCCACAAAUGCAUGUCAAACUAACAGCUGUCUUGGCUCAUGGGUCAAAUACGUGCAGUGGUCUCAUGCUCAUGUGAGCCUACCCGUGGCGGCGCUCGUGCGAGUACCCGUUCAUUCGAGUGUCAAACUUUCAUCACCGGUUAAUCCAUCCAAGCAUCAUCCAAACUCUUGUUCCAGACGGAUAUUUUAUGAGAUAAUUGCAUGUCACUUUCUUGUGUCAAGUCAAGCUUGUUGUGUGUUCCUCCCCCAUCGCCUCUGA